GUGGAAACAAUGAGAACCCAUAAUUUUAUAGAUAGUAGUGUUUCUUAUAUAAUUUUCAAAUUAAUUCGAAAAUCUUUUAACAUACACUUUAAAUUUGCUUCGUGAAUAAAUAAAUAUCUAGAAAAAAUGCAGGCUGUGAAGGACAAGUUUCAAGAGAUGAAUGCCUUGCGUAAGGCCAAGGCAGAAGCAAAGGCCGAGGAGAAGGCAGAGAAGGAAAUUGCACAAGCCAGAAUGGAGAUAGCUCACGAGGUUAGGUUGGCAAAAGAAGCUGAAGCAGCAAUGGACCUCCAUGUAUCAAAAGCAGGGGAGAGAGCAGAGCAAGAAAUUGGGAAGCAUCCAAAUGCAAAUGCUACAUCAAAUAAAAAUUCCUCGUACAAGGACACGGGUAUGUGAAACACAUGCCUCAAACAUGGAGUGGACCAUCAAUAGAAAGUUUUGGCAAUCAAGAAAUAUAGAUAUCAAGAAUUUGAUUGGUUUGAUUUAUGGGGAAUUUCUCAAUUAAUUUUUUUUUCCACUAAUGUGUUUUUGUAAAAUUAAGUUUUUUUUUUUGUUUUGACAAUUGUAAAAUUAAGUUAUAAGCUAGUUGAUAGUUGAAAAAUUAAACUAGCUGAUAACUUAUAAUUCAUAGUUAAUAGUU
Messenger RNA from Trifolium pratense (red clover), 637 nucleotides. Its product is annotated as late embryogenesis abundant protein 6-like. Bases 127 to 393 code for a protein of 88 amino acids. The record is from RefSeq and is a predicted model, not a curated record. NCBI's taxonomy places the organism in Eukaryota, Viridiplantae, Streptophyta, Magnoliopsida, Fabales, Fabaceae. The transcript has 2 exons. Gene Ontology annotation, biological process: embryo development ending in seed dormancy.